Molecule: messenger RNA, 3457 nt
Organism: Gambusia affinis (western mosquitofish)
Lineage: Eukaryota; Metazoa; Chordata; Actinopteri; Cyprinodontiformes; Poeciliidae
Product: RING finger protein 222
Exons: 1
Coding region: 1217-1843 (208 amino acids)
Source: RefSeq, a predicted model, not a curated record
CAGGCAGAGGUGUGGGCAAAUUUGGGGAAUUUCUGUCUUUUUGUAAGAGUAAACAAAUGUUUGCACAUGAGAACUUUCAAGAUGCAGAUUGUGCAUUAAAUGAAACAAAUUUAUAUUCAAAGUUCCACACGGUAUGUUCCAAAGUGUCAACUGAUUUCUUGAACCAGUUGAAGUUAGCAUAAUUGUUUUCCACUCAUAAAAGGUGUUUUCUCAUUCUUUAGCCAUCUGGUCAUAUUCACAGAAAAGAAACUGAUUAUGCAGACUGACCUAAAUCACAAAAAGCUUAUUAAAUGGUGAAAUUAAUAGGUUCUUUUUGCAGUGUAUGUAAACAUCUGGUCACAAUACACUCACCAUUUAUUUGAUUACAUAAGACUUACACAUGCAAUGUAUUGCUCUUUCCUUCUAUUUACUUAUUUUUUCUUGUAUUGUUAUGUAUAUGUGCCCCCUGAAGAUAAAUAAAGCUUUUUUUAUUGAAUUGAAUAGAAUUAAGACUCUUUGCUAAUUACAAUUUACAGCCCAUUUUUCUCUUGACUCAAUUCUUAACGGAAUAGCUCAAACAAGGUGUCUGAACAUCCCUCAGAGAUUUUAAAAGAUCCCUAUUGUUCAUGACAGCAUAGGUGGUUGCUGAACAUUUGUCAGCUGCACUGUACAUCCAUGAUUCGAAUCUACAAUCACAUCCCAAAGCUUCUCUGCUGGAGUGAGAUCUGGUCAUUGUGGAGACCAUUUUAUUUUGCAGGUAAACAGUUAUGUAAAGUACUUUUUUUUUCUCGAACAUAGUUAGGUGUAGUUAUUUUUAGUGACCACAAGGUGGUGCAGAACAGCCAGAAAACAAAAUGCUCCACACGAAAAUGAAUAAAAGGAAUGAUCUGCGUCUCACCUGUCAGAACUAGGAUUCACUGACUAAUGAAAGUUUCAGUGUUUUUGGUUACACACUUGAAAAAUCUAAUGAAUUAAAUUAUUGCACAAACAUGGUUCACAUAGCCAAAAAAACCCACUGAUAGUGAGAGACGUGCGUCGAGGAUCAUAAAAUAUGUACCAUUUAAGAACUUGAACUGGAUCCAAUUAGACAGGUUUCUGCUGUCACAGGUGACAAGACCGGCCUCCACCCAAAGCCACGGCGCAAUCAAUGAGGAACAAUGAACUAGGAGCACCUCAGUGUUCCUUCACUAAGGGUUCUUAUUGUUAGACAAUCCGUCUUCAGUUUUACUACUUCUACAUGGCACUUUACAAAGAGGACAGCCAAGACGACACACCGGAGUGUCCAGUAUGCUACGAGAUCCUGUCGGGCAGUGAGCGGACUUUAAGCUGCGGACAUGUAUUCUGUCACGACUGCUUGGUCAAAACGCUGGUCAGCAUUAACAGUAAUGGAGUCCUCAGGGACACAAUUGUCUGCCCCAUCUGCCGACAUCUGACGUUCAUCAAGAGGCAAAAGGAAUCGCUGGUGGCACUCUCAGCGAUCAAGUAUCCAGAUGAAGAACAGACCCUGGAGGUGCCUCUUCCUACAACGGAGUCGCAGCUCCGCAGCGCACGGCGCGGCUCCGGGGGCAGCUUACUGAGGGGAGUUAACCGGAUAGCCUACUGCUGCUGGAGUAUCUUUCGACGAGUCCGUCCGGAGAGGUUAAUCGGACACAACCACAAUGCGUGUCAGAUCUUCAUCAUAAGUGCCCAGGGGCGACCGAUGGCAGAGGAGGAUGCGCUCAAUGUUGUGAUGACAGUGGUUCACCCUCAGCCCAGGGAGAGACGCAGGGUUUGCACCUCGUCGCGAUGCUUGCUCUGUUUGCUGUCAGCCUUUACUGUUCUAGCACUGGUGGCCGCGACUUUACCUUGGAUUUUAUUGGCAUAGUGCUGCUGAAGAUGCACAGCAUAAAGAUCCAAGUGGAAACUAUUCAAGAACCUUUAGGGACAAUGUUUCCUUGGAAACCAACGUUGUUGUGCAUGUGAGUUUCACUAAUCAGCAAUGUACCACGAUAUUAACUGUGUGUACAAGUAUUUAGUUGUAGUCAUAUUGGACUAUAGCUCUGUAUUGACAAAUUCAUUAAUUUAUCUCGAUUAAAAUGAUAAAUGAAACAAAGACUUUUAUUGACACGGAAUGCAUACUGCUUUGAAACAGUCUAAAUUAAAAUUUUGCCUCAACAACAAGAUGAAUUAGUCAUCAAAUUGUUGCUCAUGAUGAAUAACAAUUUGCUCAGUUUUCCAGUCUUUUAACCCCAACUCCACAAACAAUCCUUAGGCAUUCAGAAUGUUGUUAAAGUGGCCCAGGUAAUGCUGUGGUGUGUUGCUGACUGCUGUGUUUCCAAGCAGCAGUACUCCAGUUUGUGGCCAAACUGGCAAAGCCACAGCCUCCCACUUUUCCAGGUAAAAAACAUUGCAUUGCUUAAGUAUUCACACACCUAGUACUCUUUCACAUUAUCUCACUUUACAAACACAGAUUUCAGAGUGUUUUCCUGGGACAUCACAUGACAGGCACAAAGCAGCUGAUGCUUGGGAACUCAAAGGAACAUUAAGUCCACAUGUGAUCAUUUAAAAAAAAAAACAAAAUUAGGCACUAGUUUAUGUUGACCUAUAAAGUCACAAUGAUAUCAACUGAAGGUUGUGGUUGUAGCAUACUAUGAUCAUAAAGCAGGGAAUGAUGAAUCCAACAAUAACCUUCGAGUGUUACUGAAGUUUUUAUCUUUAUAAAUUAUAGAAACAAGAACUAGUAAGAAUCCUUUAACCAGUUACUUAUACAGACAGUGUAAAGAGAGACACCUUUGAAGGAUCUGUUAGAAAUAAUUCAUGCACCAAUGGUAGCCUGAAGGAGAUGAGCUGUACCUGUCUACUGUAAGGAGAGACACUGCUUGACUGAUUAGAUUACCAGAGCCCUUCAGGAUAUACUGCAUCAGAUCAAGACCAAAAUAUUGAAAGUUAGAUUACAAUCAGUCACUACUGCAACCAUUUGUAAAAAGACAAUUUUUAACAAACUUGCAAUUCAAACAUUGGCAAUGCAUUGUGCAUUUUGUGGUUGAGCUUUAGGAGAGGUUAGACUCAUCCUCUGAAUCACAGACACUCCCAGUAUCUUCUUGUUGCAAUUCGCCACCCAUCCUGCUCGGCCAGUUUCGCUAGUUACACACCUCAACGGACUUCUGUUACUUUAUCACAGGUUUGUUCCUCAUAUGUUAGUAAUGUUAGUAAUAAUCUGCCGUUUAAGAUUUUUUUUCUAUUUAGCUUCCCUUUCCACACUGACCCAAAAAAUGCAUCACAUGCUACAUGAGAGAAGAAAGAAAGAGAGAGAGAGAGAGCAUAAAAAUGGUAUCAAAAUAAGGUCAAAGACAGAAUGAGAAGGCUCAGUGAACAAAAUGUUCUAGCUCCUAAGUUAGUAGCAGGAUAUAAAAGACAUGCCUUCACAACAAACCUACAAACUGCAGUGGGUGAUGUUUGUUGAUGGAAGGAAAUAAAGCAGCAAUGACCAAGUGGGGUU